Molecule: messenger RNA, 2633 nt
Organism: Nematolebias whitei (Rio pearlfish)
Lineage: Eukaryota; Metazoa; Chordata; Actinopteri; Cyprinodontiformes; Rivulidae
Product: cell division control protein 42 homolog
Exons: 6
Coding region: 64-639 (191 amino acids)
Biological process (GO): modification of synaptic structure; small GTPase-mediated signal transduction
Cellular component (GO): dendritic spine
Molecular function (GO): GTP binding; GTPase activity
Source: RefSeq, a predicted model, not a curated record
AGCGGAGACUUUACAGGAAGCUUUAAACGUACCACCUCAUUACGAGAGCACUGGGUGGAAAAGAUGCAGACCAUAAAGUGUGUGGUGGUGGGUGACGGCGCGGUGGGGAAGACCUGCCUGCUCAUCUCCUACACAACUAACAAGUUUCCCUCUGAGUAUGUUCCUACUGUGUUUGACAACUAUGCAGUGACGGUGAUGAUCGGCGGGGAGCCGUACACCCUCGGACUCUUUGACACCGCAGGUCAGGAGGACUACGACAGACUGAGACCUCUGAGCUACCCUCAGACUGACGUCUUCCUCGUCUGUUUCUCCGUCGUAUCGCCGUCCUCCUUUGAAAACGUCAGAGAGAAGUGGGUGCCAGAGAUUUCACACCACUGCCCCAGGACGCCCUUCCUGCUGGUCGGGACGCAGGUGGAUCUGAGAGACGACAACAACACCAUGGACAAGCUAGCCAAGAACAAACAGCGACCUCUGACCUUCGAGAGCGGAGAGAAACUGGCCCGCGAGCUCAGAGCCGUUAAAUACGUGGAGUGCUCGGCUCUGACACAGCGAGGACUGAAGAACGUGUUCGACGAGGCCAUCCUGGCAGCUCUGGAGCCUCCAGACAUCAAACCCAAGAAGCGCUGCUUCCUCCUAUAGACACGCCCGAGGAAGAGGAAGAGGAGGAGGACGGGGAAGAGCUCAUCCUGUCCGGGAACAGAGGGAGGGUGGCGUAGACGUGUUGAAACAGUGCCUUCAGCCGUUGUGAGCCAACCGUGCUGGAACAUUUAACUUCCUGAUAGAAACGUGUCCUUUAACAUGACUAACAUACAUGAACUACACUCCUCACUAACAAGGACUCCCCGCUUUCCCACUGGGACGAACAAUAAACACUUGAGCCUCCGAUUUCUUGAAGAUGCAACAAACGAAGUCACGUUUACACCGAAACUGCAAACAGCCUCCACGUUCGGAGGAAUAAUUUAGAAAAGAAACGAGGCGCCGUUUUACAAAUGUUUAAAACUCCUCCCUCUUUAUUAAAUACCAGCUUUUACUAAACUAAACAAGAAGCCAAAACUAUUUUUUUUUUCUGUAUAUUAUUUUUUUUGUUUUGUUUUAUCUUUAGGACUUCACAGGAAAAUAUAUUGUAAUAAAUUUUAUAAGUACCAAAAGAAAGUUUUAAGUAAUGCAAUUAUUACUUUAUAUGCACCUCCAAUGAUUCUUGGAAACUAAACUGUAAUUUAAAGUGCAGCCGACAUCGUAUAAUCCUCGUAAAUCCAACAGAUUGGGGUGAAAAAAUCACUUUUUAACCAUAAAAUGUGUUUAAACGUUUCCAGUAAAAAUAAAUCUGUGCUAAUUAUCUAAUUGUGACAAAUCACACGUGGGACAGCAAAGUUCCCUUGAGCUGAUUAGACAAUCAGAUUUAAAUUAAUCAGACUGAUAAAUAAUUACCGUAUUUUUCAGACUAAGGCGCAUUAAGUGAAACGAAAACAUUUUGUGCUCCGUGUAAUAUAAAUAUAAUAAUACAUCAAAUCUGUUUGAGGUCAGUAAGCACAGAUUUAAUACAGAAGGCGCACUGUUGUUGUUUGAGAAAAUUAAAGGAUUUUAAGUGUUUUAUAGUUGGAAAAAUACGGUAAUCUGCUUUAAUUUAUGUGGGAAAAAGUGUCGGGUGAGUCAAAACAGAAACCAAGCUUUUCUAUCGUCACUUUAAAAUCAUCUUUCUGUCCAAACGUGCGCUAAUUAUUGUGCUCGCAUUUUAAAUUUGCACAAUCCGGGAACCGUAAGAGGCGAAACUUAUCGAUGUCCUCGGAAAGCGCUGCUUCCAGUGACGGACGUGGAGUUUUCAGGAGGAAGAGAGAAAAAUAAUCCCGAUCGUUAAAAGGUGUAGAAGAUGGCGGUCGAGCCGUAAAGUCUUCUGACGUUUCACAAAUCAUUCAGUUCAGUCGAAAACGUCCAUGUUGCUCUGGAAAUGCCUUAAACUCGGUCUGAUCCUCAAACGUUACAAUUCGUUAGUUUUAUGAAGCGAACCCAGAAUGUUCUGAGAAGGGAAUAAUCAGAUUCUUGCGAUUCUUUGGCCAAAGGUCGAAUAAAUCCAUGUUUUUAGACAAACAAGCCCAGAAGCUCCUUGUGUCCCGAGUUAUCUCUGAAAAUCUGUUGGUUUGUUGCCGUCAGCGUCUUUUACGACAAAAGUUCAUUCCGAGGAAUAAAAGUCAACGAUUGUGAACAAAAUGGAGACUGAAGCAUUAAAUGUCGUCGGAGCUUCGUGACUUUGUGCCCGUUUUGACUUUAAUAACUUUAAAAAAACUGUUUUUACUCGACUUUAUUUCCCUUUGAAAUGGUUUGAGAUUAAUUUUUCCUCCAUAAUCUGUUCCUGUUUAUUCAGAUGAUUACGAGUGUUAUACCGAGUUUGGCUUUUAGUUUCUUGGGGAACAAUCUUCUUGCAGGUUUGUAGCCACUUUGACUUUAUUUUAGGUAUUUUGUAUUAUUGUUGCCAACAGAAGAGUCUGGCUGGGUUGGUUUGAUAAAACUAGAAGAUUUUUAUGAUAAGCGUUCAACAAACGAAAGAAUUUGUUUAAAGCAGAUUUUACACGGCAGAAGUUUGUGUUCUGUCUUGAGAUUUGAACGUUUGAAGUGGUGGGGUGUUUUGAAAUAAAUUA